This is a messenger RNA of Acaulospora morrowiae, 447 nucleotides long. NCBI's taxonomy places the organism in Eukaryota, Fungi, Glomeromycota, Glomeromycetes, Diversisporales, Acaulosporaceae. The record is from the annotation of a GenBank genome assembly.
AGAGCGUUUGUACUUUCCACAGGAAUAAUUGGCGACAACGAAAGUGGAGUAGUACAUGUUAGUUGUCCGAUGCACAAGAAGAAUUUUGCUCUCGAAACCGGUGAGUGUUUAUCAGGAGAUGUCGGGCUGAAGCUCAUGACGUUUGAGGUUAAAGUCGAAGAUAACCAUGUUUGGCUGAGUCUCCCACCGUCCAAUGAGCUUGACCGAGUACUUGGAACGAGCAAAUGGAUUGUGACCAAAAAUUCGGCGAAAAAAGAUGCGGCGAAAAAAAGUCAAGAAUCAAAUGUAAUACAAAUUGUUGGAACGGCAAUCUCAUGUGGUGGUUCUACCGGAUGCGCAGUAGUUAUAAAUGAAAAUUUGGUAGAUCGUGCAAAAUAUCUUUGUCCUACAAAAGAAGAUCAUAUAGACAACUGCGUCCAGCGUGACGCAGCAAUUGGUACUAAGUAG